Trachymyrmex septentrionalis is the source of this 1573-nucleotide messenger RNA. Its product is annotated as lipoma HMGIC fusion partner-like. The record is from RefSeq and is a predicted model, not a curated record. The transcript has 5 exons. Bases 789 to 1409 code for a protein of 206 amino acids. Gene Ontology annotation, cellular component: membrane. Lineage: Eukaryota; Metazoa; Arthropoda; Insecta; Hymenoptera; Formicidae.
AUAAACUCGGGCCUGGAUGACAGUUGUGGCUGACAAACGGAGUGGCUCGUCUACGGAACUUCAGGCAGUGAACUGUGCAAUGCGUUUGGAAGGGUAACUUUCUUGUGGUUUCUCAGUGUGUAAGUGGGGAAAUCGCUUCAUCGUCACUCGGCAUAAAUUUUGCGGCACGGGAUAUACACGUUGCAGAACGGGAGUUGGAAUUAACCGCGUGACUCAUUUCAGAGAAGUGAUAUUCUGAGCGACACCUCGGUCACGUUUUACGAGCCGAGGUAAUAAUUCCUCGUGGAAUCUGAAUUAACGGCUUCGCGUUGGCCUCUCGUCGGGGAAACGUUACAUCGGAGAACGGCGAUAAAGACCGAAUGAUCAAGAGGGAAUAAUUAAAGCACUCGGAUGUUCGAACCCGCAAGAGAACGCAUCGUCCGGCACGUUCUGCGAUCCGCGAUUAGGAGGAGGAUCGAUCGAUCUCGGAAUUAACAGCCCGCGAGUGUCAAACGAGCCGCGACAGGAACAUCAAUACCCUAAUAAAUGUCACUCGCACGAUCGAUCGUCGCCUUUUGCCAGCCAUGGCGUAAAGAGAGGAUUUAACAGGCGACGAGGGUCAACGUUGUCGAGAGCGGCUGUCGGGAUCGGCUGUCCACGAUCGUGUGCAGGUCCCGAUCUCCCGUGUGGGUGCGUCGAAGUUCGUGAUCCUGACACCGCUUAGGGGGGUGGUCCCCUACAGUUAUGCACGGAUGGAGGAUGAACUGCAGUGCGUGAGGGAGAGAGGUGAUCGCUCCUAAACCGAUGAGAUGACAGUGCUGUGCGUGCUGUGGGCUACUCUGUCCACUGUGGCCUCGAUUCUCGCGUGCUCCGGUUUUUAUCUGCCUUACUGGAUUCAGGGACGGCUGUUGGGGAAGGCUGACGCGUACUUCAGUUCCUUUCGGCGUUGCAACUACCCGCGAAUCAGGGCGCCCAACGCCACGCCUGAGAUAGUUUACGAGUGUGCGAGGUAUUCCAGUUUUUGGGACAUACCGAGUGCUUGGUGGCAGGCGAGCACAGUCACGAUGGGUAUCGGCGUUGCGAUUGCAGUGAUCGGCGCCCUGACACUUUUGGCAGCGGCAUCGUCAUUCCUUCCGCAUAUCCUCAAAACGCCAAAGCACACGAGGAUUCUUGGUUCCUUACAAUUGCUCGCUGCGACGAUGAUAUGCGGCGGCCUGGUCAUGUAUCCGAUAGGCUGGGAUAAUCGAGAGGUGCGCGAAUCCUGUGGGAAGGGAGCCAACGUUUACAAUCUCGGGAAGUGCUCGGUGUCCUGGUCGAGUCACUUGCUGGUCGGCUCGGUGGCGUUGCUGAUGCUGUGCUUCGGCCUGAGCUUCUGCGCGGCGCGACACAAGCCCGACGCGAAUCCGCACACGGAUCCCCUGCGCAUUUGACAAUCGAGGUACUCCCAGUCGAUACACGCCUACGCCUCGCCGAAGACGACCACGCUCUCCAUCGUCACGGUCUGUUGAUCACGCGUGCCUGUUGCGUGCGCGAAACGUGUGCCGUAACGAAUAAUCGCGGGUACGAAUACCGCGCAUUGCGGCAUGCAUGGGAC